AUGUUGGACGCCGCCGUUCGCCUUGUGCUGUGCGCGCUUCCAUUGGCUCUGUCUGCUGGCAUCCCAGUCGUCGUCGAAUGGGAAGACAGCAUCGACUCGCAGGCAGAGAACAAACAGGCUCGCGACCUGUCCCUUUCAGAGGUAUCUUCCAUCCUCUUUGCAAGCCCUGCCACGCCGAUGGGGGGUGGGCUUGUUGACCAUCUCGAGGCCACAUCACUGACAGUUGGCCAGAUCCUAGCCAGACUCUUCAGGCGCAUAGAACGACCAUUCUCUAUCCUCCGACUGCCGCCUACUAGCAUACCCAGUCGGCCUUCCAGUGUCAAUCGCCGACUCGGGGGUCAUCACGAGUAUUGCUAUUCACUGCCCAAAACUACGCGCACGGUCACCUCAUCGGCUGUCGAAACACAUCAAUUGGCCAGCAGUGCUUGUUCUCCUCUCAGGCCCUCAUCUGCCCCCGGCGCUGUCAACCAAAGGCGUCAUCGGUCGGCCUGGGCCGGGCUGCACGGUGUCUAUCCAGCCUGGGGAUACAGCGCAACGGUCCGGGUUGGCGGUUAG
Molecule: messenger RNA, 555 nt
Organism: Plenodomus lingam JN3
Lineage: Eukaryota; Fungi; Ascomycota; Dothideomycetes; Pleosporales; Leptosphaeriaceae
Source: RefSeq, a predicted model, not a curated record